Messenger RNA from Cynara cardunculus var. scolymus (artichoke), 1600 nucleotides. RefSeq names its product dehydrogenase/reductase SDR family member FEY-like. NCBI's taxonomy places the organism in Eukaryota, Viridiplantae, Streptophyta, Magnoliopsida, Asterales, Asteraceae. The coding region runs from base 40 to 1200 and encodes 386 amino acids. The transcript is spliced from 8 exons. The record is from RefSeq and is a predicted model, not a curated record.
AGACAAGACAGAUCUACGAUCCUCUAGUGUGCACCAACAAUGGCUUCAUCAUCUUCAUCGGAAAGCAACAACGACGAGAGGGAGACGACGACGACGACGACUUCCUUCAAAUCGAAUAAAACAGGAUUAGGAUGGAUGGAGUGGCUAAGAGGUUGGUUCUAUUUGGCAUACGAGAUGCUUUUUCAGAGAAUAAUGGCCUCUCAUUUGCAGAAUCCCAUGCCUUUGCCUCCUCUCAACGAUUUCACUUGCAUCAUUACCGGAUCCACCAGUGGUAUUGGCCGGGAAACUGCCAGACAGUUGGCAGAAUCAGGGGCACAUGUUGUUAUGGCAGUUAGAAAUACCAAGGCAGCCCAUGACCUGAUCCAGAAGUGGCAGGAUGAAUGGUCAGGAAGAGGACUUCCUCUCAAUAUUGAGGUGAUGGAACUGGAUCUUCUCUCCCUGGCUUCUGUUGUAAGAUUUUCCGAGGCAUGGAAUGCACGAUCAGGACCUUUACAUGUGCUGAUAAAUAAUGCAGGGAUAUUUUCUAUAGGAGAACCACAAAAGUUCUCGAAAGAUGGAUAUGAAGAACACAUGCAAGUGAAUCAUCUGGCUCCAGCACUGCUUUCUGUACUGCUCCUGCCAUCCCUUAUAAGAGGUUCUCCUAGUCGAAUUGUAAAUGUGAACUCAAUUAUGCAUCAAGUUGGAUUUGUAGAUACAGAAGAUAUGAAUGUUACUUCGGGGAAAAGGAAGUUCACAAGUUUAGUGGGUUACUCGGGCAGCAAAUUAGCGCAGGUCAUGUUUAGUAGCGUCCUCCACAAAAAAUUGCCUGCUGAAGCUGGCAUAAGUGUAGUGUGUGUAUCUCCAGGAAUAGUUCAGACCAACGUGGCAAGAGAUCUUCCCAAAAUUGUUCAGGCUGCUUAUCAUCUAAUUCCCUAUUUUAUCUUCAGUGCUGAAGAAGGUUCUCGAAGCUCUCUUUUUGCAGCUACUGAUCCUCAAAUUCCGGAGUACUGUGAGAUGUUGAAAGCAGACGAAUGGCCCGUAUCUGCUUUCAUUUCUCAGGAUUGCCGUCCAACGAACGCUUCCGAAGAAUCCCAUAAUCUUGAAACUUCUUACAGAGUGUGGGAGAAGACACUACAAAUGGUUGGCCUUCCUUCGGACGCCGUAGAGAGGCUUAUAGAAGGCGAAGAUGUCGACUGCAAAUAUGGAGCUCGCGACGACUAGAAUUAAUCUCAAAAGAUCUUUCGUGUCAUUGCCUUUGAGACCAUGUUCGCUCCCGCUCACCACCAUGCAACUGAGGUUUUCCGUCCAUCACUAUUUAUGGACAUCUAAUGUCCGAGGCCCUGCUUUCGAGUGGGAUAUACUGAAUUUGUUUGGUUUGAUGUCCCGGAAAGGUAUAAUAUAAACAACAUAACAUAGGAUGCUAAACCCUAAUCCCUAAACCCUAAAAUCUAUCGCAAAAAAGGGUUAUUGGGUGACACGUUCUCGAAUCUCUUACGUUUGUACGCCAUAAAUCUGACGAAAACGUGUCGUAACAUAUUCGACCCACGGACGUGGAUUUCUUGAUCUUUCGUCCUAUAAAAUUGUUCUUUUUGGUACAUGAUAUAACACAACGUUUGCUUUU